This is a messenger RNA of Polychytrium aggregatum, 771 nucleotides long. RefSeq lists its product as uncharacterized. The record is from RefSeq and is a predicted model, not a curated record. The transcript is spliced from 2 exons. Lineage: Eukaryota; Fungi; Chytridiomycota; Chytridiomycetes; Polychytriales. The coding region runs from base 1 to 771 and encodes 256 amino acids.
AUGUCGAUUGUGCAAUUCGUGAUACUGCCGUUGUUGAAGAAUGCUCCGUCAAAGCCGGCAUUGCCGCUAAAUGUUGAUACCACCACCUCUACCGAACUCACACCCACUCCGGGAUCCAUCGCCUCGACCGCCCCCGCCGUUGCUGGUGGUGCCCGCCGAACCAAGCGUCGAUCGCGCAGUGGAAAGCGUCAUUCCAAGCGAUCGAAGGGUGGUAAGAAGAGCUUCAGUGGUCGCAAGGGUUCUCUCGGUAAGCGCAGACGAUCAAAGUCUAAGUCUGGCCGAGGCCAUGGUCAUUCCCUCGUUCGCUACAGCAGCACCAAGGACCUGAACAACCACCAUCACUACCGCAACUCCGUCGCAAGGUCUGGCGGCAAGAAGAAGAGCAGGGUUAGCGUCCACAAACAACACGGCAGAGGCAGUGGCCGCAAAAGCAGAAUCAGCAGACAACGCGGCAGAGGUAGUGGUAAGAAGUACCCCAAGCACUCCAAGCGCCAGCCUGGUGGUAAAAAGUCUUCCAAGAAGCGACGAAGCAGCAAGCGCAAGGGUAAGCGCGGUGGUAACGGUGGUUGCCCGGUCGAUGCCAACGGUCGAGUCGAUUUUGCCUGCCCCAUCUGCGGCAAGACCCACAAGCUGUCGUCCAACCAGUUCCACAUUGAAUCCAUCCGCGUGCCUUCCGGCGAUGGUGCUGAUCGAUACCAGAGCCAGAUUGUCGUCCCCGUCUGCCCCGGAUGCGGAACCCAGAACCUCCGCCAAUUCUGCUCUUCCGCUUGA